AUGGAUAUUCUUCGCAGUGCCUUUGGAUGCUUCUCAGAAACCGCCUCUUUCCACUGGCUAUAUGAAAUUCCAAAUGAGACUUCCCUGCGUCGCCAAAGGAAUGGGAAACUUCUUGGUUCGAAACCUUUGAUCCUAUGCCGCCUGUCUGAAAAUAAAUAUAAGCAAGGCACCUAUGACUACGAAUCCGAAGGCCAAGCAUGCGGAUUUGACAUGGUUUCCCACUUUUCUCAGAGUCACUGGGCAAUAGAAAAGUAUACAAGCACAUUUCCAAUCUACAUAAAGAUACCAACCAGGUAUCUACUUCAAAGACAGGGCGUCGGCGAUCCUCUACUAUUAAGAGACAGAUAA
Zea mays is the source of this 348-nucleotide messenger RNA. Lineage: Eukaryota; Viridiplantae; Streptophyta; Magnoliopsida; Poales; Poaceae. The record is from the annotation of a RefSeq genome assembly.